This is a messenger RNA of Liolophura sinensis, 1819 nucleotides long. Its product is annotated as transcriptional repressor protein YY1-like. Bases 47 to 1135 code for a protein of 362 amino acids. Gene Ontology annotation, molecular function: DNA-binding transcription factor activity, RNA polymerase II-specific; RNA polymerase II cis-regulatory region sequence-specific DNA binding. The transcript has 8 exons. The record is from RefSeq and is a predicted model, not a curated record. Gene Ontology annotation, biological process: regulation of transcription by RNA polymerase II. Gene Ontology annotation, cellular component: transcription regulator complex; chromatin; PcG protein complex. Lineage: Eukaryota; Metazoa; Mollusca; Polyplacophora; Chitonida; Chitonidae.
ACGCCAGUCGCGGCCAUUGCAGAAAGGGACGAAAAGAGUUUCCAAGAUGGCGUCUGUUAUCGGCUCAGAAGUGGAAAUACAGGAGGUGGAAGUAGAAUCCAUUCCUGUAGAAAUGCCCAUGGAAACGGUAGAAACUACAGAUGACACAGUUGAAGUUCAACCUAUGAUAGCCCUACAGCCUUUGCCAGAGGUAGUUCAAGAAGAAAUUGUCUUGCAAACGAGAGAAGAAGUUGUUGGAGAUCCCCACCUUGUCUACGGAGAUACCAUCCCUGUCCCCGCACCUGAAAUAGAAAUAUCUACAGAGGAAAUUACUUCAUCAAUAAGGAAGGGAAAGGGUGGGAAGAAGAAAGGUGGGAAAGCAAGGGCUCUGAACAUUUCUGCGGCUGCAGGGGAGUUGGCGUUUGAGACACGAAAAUGGGAACAAAAACAAGUUCAGAUCAAGACUUUGGAAGGAGAGUUUUCAGUCACAAUGUGGGCUUCAGGUAAUGAUGAUAAGACAAAAUUGGAGGAUGACGCAACACUGGCUGCUGCUGUGGCUGAAACAGAUGCAGAUUUUACAGAGUACAUGACUGGUAAAAAACUUCCUCCAGGGGGAAUACCUGGUUUAGAUUUGAGUGACCCUAAACAGUUGGCAGAGUUUGCACGACCCGGGAUUUCAGUGAACAGUGCUGACUAUAUACUUCAAAAAGAUCUAAGAAUCAAGCCCAGGAAGCCAGCGGAUGAUGUGCCAAGAACAGUGCCUUGUCCACAUAAGGGCUGUAACAAAAUGUUCCGAGACAACUCUGCUAUGAGGAAGCAUCUUCAUACCCACGGCCCUCGUGUACACGUUUGUGCUGAGUGCGGCAAGGCCUUUGUGGAAAGCUCAAAGUUAAAGAGACAUCAGCUGGUACACACAGGUGAAAAGCCAUUUCAGUGUACAUUUGAAGGCUGUGGCAAAAGAUUUUCGUUGGACUUCAAUUUGCGGACACAUGUCCGGAUUCACACUGGAGACCGACCAUAUGUGUGUCCAUUUGAUGGCUGUAAUAAGAAGUUUGCACAGUCUACAAACCUCAAGUCUCAUAUUCUGACACAUGCCAAAGCAAAAGGUCAAACAGGAACGACUUUACAAGAAUAUGUUUUUGCACCAUUGGAAUGAGGGGUGAAAUGCGAAUGUGUUCCAGAAUUAUAACAGUAAGCUUGAGGUGCUGUCCCACAGAUCUAUGAGCACAUGAGAAGACUUGUGCAGUGUCCUGAGACAAGUGCCAGAUGUAUUGUACAUACUUCUUCACUCCACUUCUCACAAUGGCUGUACAUACUGUAAAUUAUGCCAGAUGUGGCUCUCUGUUUUGUUGGAGUGAACAGACACUCAGAUUCCUUGGAAUAUUAUUUAAAUUUGACUUCAUUGGACCAAAAUGUCUACUUCAGGAUGUGAAGUGGUUGUGUAUAGAGUGCUGAAAGCAUCGACUUUGGCUUUUCUCAGAUAAUGAGUGUCUGUGAGGCUAUGUGAUGUCAACAAUUAUUUUGUUAUUGUGACAUGCGAAUUUUGUUCAGUCUGAACUGCGCUUCAUACUAGGGCCUCAGAGUGGGCUCUCCGUGAAACUCCAUGUUUACCGGUAUCACAGCAAGGGCUCUUCCGGAAGGAAAAUAGUCCGACUAGUCCAUGACUGAUCAUGGAACUAUUUUACAGGCUACAGCCCUUCACAGAAGAAUGGGAACUGAAGGUGUCUCUCAACAAGACACACAACCGUUCAACAAGCAGUGGCAUUGCUACCAAUCAACGAGUACUUUAUCAGAAAAUAAACUUUCAAUAAAGUUCUAAGCAGAUCUUACGUACAAAGUA